AUGCGACGAAGUGUACGGCGUCUGCCACGGACUCCUGAACCCUCGCCACGUGGACAUCGACGAGUCCAAGAAGUGCUGAGCGACGAUCCGCUCAGUAUCACCUGCCUUGCGGAAACUGCCCCUUCACUGGAUGAAGCAUAUCUUGUUCCAACCACCGCAAGGAACUCUUCCAAGCACAAGAUUGAAUACGAUCAGAAUUUUCUUCUGGAGGGUUUUGUCUGA
Messenger RNA from Haemonchus placei, 222 nucleotides. Lineage: Eukaryota; Metazoa; Nematoda; Chromadorea; Rhabditida; Trichostrongylidae. The record is from the annotation of a GenBank genome assembly.